UUCCCCUCCUCAUGAUCCAGCUCUACAGGACCAUGCUGACCCAGGACCGAGGCAGGAGAGAGAGCUGGAUCGUGGACAACCCUGGACUGCAUAACUCGGACUCUGUGACCAGUCUUGUCGCUAAAAGCUGCCAGCAGAGAGGCAACAGGUGGUCCAUCACCUUUGACAUGUCGUCCGUGUAUUCCAGCGACAACAUCCAACAGGCCGAGCUCAGAAUCCGUCUUCCUGCCUUCAGCGAAUCCUCCAGAGCCCAGGUGGACAUCUACCACUCCAAAGUGGACCCGUGUUCAGAAGAAAACUGCUCAGACAACAGGGUGUUCCUGGGUCACCUCAAGACACAUCCCGGCUCCAUGCCGCCUUCCUCUUCCUCCUGGAAGGUGUUCACCAUGACGGAGAUGAUCAACCGUUGGCAGGAACACGAGGAGCAGGAACCGCCUAUGCACAUGCAAGAGGUUGCCGAGGAGAUGGAGGAAGAUCUGGAAGGAGUCCAACACCCUACAGCGGACCGGGUCAUGAUGGUGGUCUUCGCCAGGCAGAACCCUGAUGCUCAGAGGACGCCCACUCUCAUCCACACAGCUGAACAGUCCAAGUACGUGAGCUUGGAAAGGGACGGCGGCUCCAAGAUGAAGCUACGCCGGACCAAACGGCACCCGCAGGAGCAGCAUCAGCACAGAGGAAGGAUGCCGGUGGCGACCCCUGUUGCCACUGACAACAAGGAGAGUCCUCUGUGCAGAAAGGUGGACAUGUGGGUGGACUUUGAGAAGCUAGGUUGGAGUCAGUGGAUCGUCUAUCCCAAACGUUACAACGCGUUCCGCUGCGAGGGGGCCUGUCCCACACCUGUAGAUGAGAGCUUCUCUCCAACCAACCAUGCUUACAUGCAGAGCCUGCUGAAGCUCCACCACCCACACAAGGUGCCAUGUUUGUCCUGCGUGCCCACACGCCUGGCGCCGCUCUCCAUGCUUUACUACGAGAACGGCAAGAUGAUCAUGAGGAACCACCAGGACAUGGUGGUGGAAGGGUGUGGCUGCCACUGAGAACAAAGACUGUAGAGACGGAGCAGCGACAGACUAGCAUGGAUUCUCCAAAUGAUGCAACUAUAAAGUAUGGCAGGACACUGACAGAAGCACUCAGAUACACAAAGUACCGUUUUUAAUGCAUGAAAUGUACACU
Doryrhamphus excisus (bluestripe pipefish) is the source of this 1170-nucleotide messenger RNA. RefSeq names its product nodal homolog 2-A-like. Gene Ontology annotation, molecular function: cytokine activity; growth factor activity. The record is from RefSeq and is a predicted model, not a curated record. Lineage: Eukaryota; Metazoa; Chordata; Actinopteri; Syngnathiformes; Syngnathidae. Gene Ontology annotation, cellular component: extracellular region.